AUGACUUUACAUCGCAGACACUCACGUAAUGCACACAAGCACACCGAUUCUAAUGAGAAUGAGAAUGAGCACGAGUUGGACGCAGUAAGCGGGACCGACGAGGGCGACCGCGGCGGAGCGGGCGAGAGGCAGGGUGAAGAUGAUGGAGAAAGAGGAGCUAACAAAGAAACGGGAGGAGGAGAACCCAAGAAGAAGAAGAUGCGUAUGCCCGGGAACACAGCAUUCAAACAGCAGCGGCUGCGUGCAUGGCAGCCCAUCCUUACACCGAAGCAGGUCCUGCCGACGCUCUUCCUGAUCGGCCUUAUCUUUGCGCCUAUCGGUGCAGUCCUGCUGUCGUACUCGAAUAGAGUACACGAGUUCACGCUGACGUACACCGAUUGCGACACACUCGCACCACGCGAUGGUACAUUCGGGGACAUGCCAGCGACGGCAUACUCCUAUCCUACAUUUGAAGGGGCCGCGCCGCCGCGCUGGCAGUACAGUGCGAAUGACAGCGCCGAGAACCCACUCGAGCGGCGCGGAUGCACAAUCAGAUACGACGUGCCGGGCGAUAUGCAGCCAGGGGUGUUCAUGUACUACAAGCUGAACAGAUACUACCAGAAUCACCGGCGGUAUGUCAAGUCGUUCGAUCAGAAGCAGUUCCAGGGUCAGUACCGCACCGCGAAGGAGCUGCACGACGGGGACUGCAAGCCGCUCGGACGGACCGCAGAUAACAAGCCUAUCUAUCCUUGCGGGCUGAUAGCGAACAGCGUCUUCAAUGACACGUUUACACUCCCCAGACAGCUCAAUGGCGUUAGCGGGGAUGUGGAUAGGAAUUACAACAUGACUGACAAAGGUAUUACAUGGUCGCACGAGGGUAAGAAAUACGAAUAUCCAGAAAAUGCUCCGCCAGGAAACGAACCUUAUGUGCCUCCACCUAAUUGGGUAGAACGCUUUCCGGGCGGUGUGUACAGUAACGAACACCCUCUGCCGCAUUUGUCCCAAGAUGAGCAUUUCAUGGUGUGGAUGCGUCCCGCUGCCUUCCCGGACUUUGCGAAACUGUACUUCAGGAAUGACGACGAGGUUAUGGAAACGGGUACUUACGAAUUGACGGCACAUAUGAAUUACCCCGUGAAACAAUUUGGUGGGAAGAAGAGUAUCGUAUUCACUACUGUGACAUGGGCUGGUGGUAGAAAUAACUUUCUGGGUAUAGCUUAUAUUUCCAUUGCAGCUUUCUGCGUUGCUGUAGGAAUGGUAUUUACCCUCAGGCAACUCAUUAGACCACGCCGAGUGGGCGAUCUUGGCCUGCUCAGCUGGAACCAACCCAACGCAAAAUCAGAUUGA
Messenger RNA from Wallemia ichthyophaga EXF-994, 1323 nucleotides. RefSeq names its product Meiotically up-regulated 89 protein. Lineage: Eukaryota; Fungi; Basidiomycota; Wallemiomycetes; Wallemiales; Wallemiaceae. The coding region runs from base 1 to 1323 and encodes 440 amino acids. The transcript is spliced from 3 exons. Gene Ontology annotation, cellular component: plasma membrane; endoplasmic reticulum; Golgi apparatus. The record is from RefSeq and is a predicted model, not a curated record.